Molecule: messenger RNA, 2819 nt
Organism: Eruca vesicaria subsp. sativa (arugula)
Lineage: Eukaryota; Viridiplantae; Streptophyta; Magnoliopsida; Brassicales; Brassicaceae
Source: the annotation of a GenBank genome assembly
AAAAAACCUCGAAAACCCUAAAACGGCGCCUAUUUGCUUUCAGUAUUUUUCUGUGAGAGAGAAGAUAACUUGGCCUCCUCAGUCGCCGCCAUGUUUGAGUACCGUUGUAGCUCCAUCGAUUGGAAGCCAUCUCCAAUCGUAGCUCUCGCUACCAGCCCCGACGGUUCUCAAGUCGCCGCAGCUCGCGAAGACGGUUCUCUCGAGCUCUGGCUCGUUUCUCCCGGUGCUGUCUCCUGGCACUGUCAACUCAGUAUCCAUGGAGAUCCGAAAUCAAGAAUCUCGUGCCUUGUUUGGAUUGGUGUUGGAUCUAAAGGCUCCUCUAGGUUACUUUCGUCUAGCAUAGAUGGGACAGUUUCAGAGUGGGAUCUUUUUGACUUGAAGCAGAAGGUUGUUUUAGAGUCAAUUGGAGUAUCAAUCUGGCAAAUGUCUGUGGCUCCUCUCUCCAUUAAAGCAGGAGGUAAAGGAUCUGAGCUGAUUCAGGAUGGAUACUUGAGUGAGAAAUCAGAUGACGAGGAAGAAAGUGAAACAGAAGAUGAGCUUUGCGAGAAAUCAGAGGUCUCUGAUAGGCAUCUUGCAGCUGCCUGUGAUGAUGGCUGCGUGAGGAUUUAUUCUGUCUCUGAAUCAGACAGGUUAACUUACUAUAGAUCGUUGCCUCGGGUCAGUGGGCGUGCGUUAAGUGUGACGUGGAGUUUGGACGGACAGAGAAUCUUUUCUGGCAGUAGUGAUGGGUUGAUAAGAUGCUGGGAUGCUAACCUCUGCCAUGAGGUAUAUAGAAUUACAGUUGGACUUGGAGGUCUGGGAAAUGGAUCCGAGCUUUGCAUUUGGUCACUUCUUGCGUUGAGAUGUGGAGUUCUUGUCAGCGGAGAUAGUACAGGAACUGUCCAGUUUUGGGAUAGCCAGCAUGGAACUCUCUUGCAGGCGCAUUCUAAUCAUAAGGGUGAUGUCAAUGCUCUUGCGCAAGCCCCAACUCAUGACCGCGUGUUUUCUACCGGUGCCGAUGGACAGGUUAUCCUAUAUAAGCUCGCUGGUAGUGCAUUUGAAUCACAAGAUUUGAAACCUUCUUCCACCAAGAAGUGGGAUUAUAUUGGUUGUGUAAGGGCUCAUACGCAUGACAUCAGAGCUCUAACCGUGGCAGUGCCAAUAAGUUCUGAAGGCACCUUUCCAGACAGUUAUGCAAAGAGAAAAAGUCGUAAACAGCGCAAGACGGACAAGCCGAGUGGUUUCAGUUACCAUAAAUGGGCACACUUAGGGGUUCCAAUGCUCAUUUCAGCUGGUGAUGAUGCAAAGCUUUUUGCAUACUCGGUUCAAGAGUUCACUAAGUUCCCUCCACAUGAUAUAUGUCCUGCACCUCAGAGAGUACCUAUGCAGAUGGUACAUAACACAGUGUUCAAUCAGACUUCUCUUCUCAUGGUUCAGGAAUCUUGUUCUAUAGAUAUUCUUCGUAUUAACAUAAGCAGUGAUUCUAGUGGGCGUGUCUCCACCAAGCCAUUAGUUCGUGUUAAAAGUAAAGAUGCCCGGAAGAUCAUAUGCAGUGCAAUUUCUAACACAGGAUCACUUUUUGCGUAUUCUGACCAAAUUCGUCCAAGCCUGUUUGAGCUGGAGAAAAAGAAACUUGGAAAGAAUCCAUGGAGUCCCAACAGAAAGCGACUUCCCAACCUGCCGUUUGCUCAUUCCAUGGUCUUCAGCUGUGACAGCUCUCGGCUGAUAAUAGCUGGGCAUGAUAGAAGGAUAUAUACUGUUGACAUUGAUAGCAUGGAGCUAUUAGAUACUCUUAUUCCACGUCAGGAAGGGCAGUAUAAUGAAUCUCCUCCUCGUGAGGCUCCAAUUACAAAACUGUAUACUAGCUCAGAUGAUCAGUGGCUAGCUGCUAUCAAUUGCUUUGGCGACAUAUAUGUGUUCAACCUGGAAACACAGAGGCAGCAUUGGUUCAUAUCAAGGCUCGAUGGUGCAUCUGUUGCAGCCGCUGGUUUUCAUCCAAGAGACAAUAACAUGCUUGUGAUCUCGACCUCGUCAAACCAGGUCUUUGCAUUGGACGUGGAGGCUAGAGAGUUGGGCAAGUGGUCAUUGCUACAUACUUUUCAUUUGCCUAAGAGUUUCCAAGAAUUCCCUGGUGAGGUCGUAGGGCUCUCGUUCUCUCCAUCACCAAGCUCAUCAUCUGUAAUCAUUUACAGCUCCAGAGCAAAGUGUUUGAUCGAGUUUGGGAAGCCGACAGAACAAGGCGAAGAGAUGGAUUUGACAUACGGCAGUAACCUGUCUGAAAAGAUGGAAGGUAGAAUUGCGAGCAUUGGUUUGGAGAAACUGGGACAUGUGAACCGAAAACGUAGAUUCGAGGAAUAUAAAAAAGUGAGCAAGAGUAAGGAGAUUGAAAUGGGAACGUGGAAGCACCCGGUUCUAUAUCUAAGACACUUAUCAAAAAGUGCAACAUUGGUGGUAGAGAAACCAUGGAUGGAAGUCAUCAAGGGUUUAGAUUCACAGCCAGUUCACAGACAUAUAUUCGGGACAUAAGGCCAGCACGAAGGAGAGAAAGAAGAAAGCUCUUUCUCUGAAUAGAGUUUCCAUUUCAAUUUUUGAAGCUUAACGCAUUAGAGAAGUAUAUUUGCUUUCUAUAAGUGAUAGAGGAGUAAGAAGUAUAUUUGCUUUCUAUAUGUUGUGCAAUAUUUUAUGCUUCGAAGAAUUUUGGAAGAGCCUCUCAGUUAGUCUGUUUUUGGUUUUGUUGUUUAUGCGUUUAUUUUUUUUUAUUUUUAGCUUGUUCUGCUAGUCACUCGUUGGAUGCUGAGUUUUUCAAACUCAUACUUUUAUUACAUAUUAAGAUUUUUUUU